Molecule: messenger RNA, 7968 nt
Organism: Anopheles stephensi (Asian malaria mosquito)
Lineage: Eukaryota; Metazoa; Arthropoda; Insecta; Diptera; Culicidae
Product: TATA-binding protein-associated factor 172-like
Molecular function (GO): TBP-class protein binding; ATP-dependent chromatin remodeler activity; DNA binding
Source: RefSeq, a predicted model, not a curated record
UCAGUUGACGUUGUGGAAUGGCGAACAGUAUAAAUUUGAUCUCCGAACAAUGCAGAAAUUCUCUGAAAAUUCAAUUGGGCCCGCGGCUCGUGAGUCGGUUGUGAAAGUGUUUUGGUGUGGUGUUCCGGUCAACAAGCUGCAGCAGCCGUCCGUUCCCGUUUCCCUGCCGCCACCGUUGCUGCUGCCAGAUCAUCUGCUGCUACGGAGCAGUGGGUUGCCCUUGUCGCCGUUGCCACCGUGGCCACCGUUGUUGAUUGUGCCGCGGUCAGCAGUAUCACACUCAUCCCGCCGCCACUAUCUCUGCCGUCGUCCGCCGGACGGUUGAGAGGGGUGAGCCUCUUCUCCUCGAUACCACCAUGCGGUAGAAAGGGAAGGCAAACAUCUACAUCGAUCAUCCGCAGUGAACGUGUGUGCGAGCUGAACUCGCAACAGCAGCUGGUAUCCGUGUUUGGUGAACCCAUCUCGUCCCCUGUCCUCUCCUUCGCACAGAAUUAUCGGAUGGGGUAGGAAAAGCGGAAAAGUGGAAAAGUUAAUUCUUUCUGCCGAAAUGAAUAGUGCGGAAUCGACACACGGCGGUAGCUGACACUUUUGAUCGUUGCCAUCGGCGGCAAGCGUACGGCACUGAGAUGCGAUGAAGAGAUACGGCAAAUUUCCUUAUUUUCCACACUCUACCAACAUGCACGACGGCAAUAGCAGCCAUCCGCAGCAGGCCUGCGAUAGAAGCAAUGCACGCGCUACGUUGUGGGUUUUUUCACCGCGCGUGUGAGUGCGUAUACACACGGCUAGGGCAGUAAAUGUGUGCAGUGCAGCUGCGUGUGCGCGCUUAGAGAUGAUGGUGUAAAUUGGUGUGCGUGAAAAUUGGAUCAAGUGCGUGCCGCGACGGCGGCGACGACGACGAGCAGGAAAAACAAAAGUGUGCGAGUGUGUGUGUGCGCUUAUAGGUGAUUUUGGAAUGCUUUCCUGUGUGCGUCGGCUACUACAGCACACGGUGAAUGAUAGUGUGUGCGGAGCACAGUGAAAAAUCAGUGCACGGUGUGAAAAAUGCACUGCAAGUGUGUGGCGGCUUUCGACGAUAGAAUUAGAAUGAAGGGAGUGUGUAUCGGUGUGAGUGACAGUGUGGAGAAAUAGUAGCAAGAGCGAGAAAGGCUGCGAAAGUGAAACUGACGUAAAAGAGAUGAAAAGAAAGACUAGCCGUUCAAGUCCCUUUAGAGCAAGCCCUCCUUUAGCACAUGAAAAUGCAAUGCAGAAAGCGAAAGGAUAACGAUGCGAUGCUUCAUAAUAAAAAUGGAAAAGCAAUGAAGAGCAAUUAUCGCGUGGCACAAUACUAGCAGAGUAAUAAAUAGUAAAAAUGACUUCGAGAUUAGAUCGGUUGUUUAUUUUGCUCGAGUCGGGCUCGGCUGCGGUGACGCGCAAGGCAGCGGCCAAACAGAUCGGCGAGGUGCAGAAGCUCCACCCGCACGAGCUGCACAAUCUGCUCAGCCGUCUGCUGACCUACCUGCACAGCAAUAGCUGGGAUACACGAAUCGCCGCAUCGCAGGCCGUCCAAGCGAUCCUGGAAAAUGUACCGCAAUGGGAGCCCAAGGGCAUGCCGAACCUAAUCAAGCUAGAAACAAAGGAAGAAGUGCCGUCCGACCGGCCGGUCGAUGAGGAGGAGGAAGAAAGAUCGUGCGAUUCAUCCAGCACGCACGGCAGUGGUAAGCGGAACGGUCACAACAGCCACCACCGCCUGUCGUUCGAUAAUUUCGAUCUGAAUGCGGUACUGUUCAAGGGUGCCCGGCUGAUGGGUUCGGAAGGGACCGAGUUCGAUCCGCUGGACGAGAACGAGAUGGUGGAUCUGCGGGAAAAGCUGGCCCGUCAGCGGGCACUGCUAAACGAAAAGCUUGGCCUAAGCAGCGGUCUCAACGUCGACGAGCUUGUGACGCUCGAUGACGUGCGCAGCAAUGGGAGCGGAAUGGCGGGCGGCAGGGAUCACCAGACGAGCGCUAGCGGCGAGCGGCUAGUGCCGGUGCAGGAGAUACUGAAGCUGAAUCGGGCCGAUUCGGUGGAGGGGUUAAGCUGCCGGGAGAAAAACCGUGCCCGACGAAAGGCGCGCCAACAGCAGCAAGCGUUUCAGAACCCUAUCGGUGCGGUUAUGGGAGGAGGGACGGCGGGCAGUGCGGUUCCCACAUCCGCUGCCGGAAAUGGUUCGAAUGGGAUGGCACCGUCGGGCACGGGCCAAACCACCGACACCAUCGCCGGUGAACCUGAUCGGAAGCGAAUUAAGACGGAGAAAGGAGAAGCGAACGCUGCGACCGGUGCAAGUGCCGGUGGUGGAACGGGACCCGGUAUACCGGGAACAUGGACCGGAGAAGCGGUGCCCGAUCUGACUGGAGCGUGGGUCGAUGCUACCGAUUGGCCGUUGGAUUCGUUUUGCUCGAAACUAUUCCUAGACCUGUUCAGCCCACGGUGGGAGACUCGCCACGGAUCUGCCACGGCAUUGCGUGAAUUGCUGAAGUCGCACGCGGACGGCGGUGGCAAAAGCGUGUACAUGACGAAAUCGGAAAUGGAAUGCCAGCACCAGCUGUGGCUAGAGGAUGCAACGCUACGGCUGCUGUGCGUGCUGGCGCUGGAUCGUUUCGGAGACUUUGUAUCCGAUCAGGUGGUUGCCCCGGUCCGUGAAACAUGUGCCCAAGUACUCGGGACGGUUUUGCGGCAGCUACCGCUGGCCAAAGUUCACCAAACGGUCGCCAUUUUGCUGACGUUCGUAAAGCAGAAGGAGUGGGAGGUACGGCACGGCGGACUGCUCGGUAUCAAGUACAUGCUGGUCGUUCGCGAAGAUCUUAUCCAAACGUUCCUGCCGGUCAUCAUCAACGACGUGCUGACCGGGCUGUUCGAUGCGGUCGACGACGUCGGUGCCGUGGCCGCAUCCACGCUCAUCCCGAUCGCUACCUGGCUACCGAAGCUGCUCAGCCGGGCGCAGGUGUCGCACAUCGUCAAACUCCUCUGGGAUCUGUUGCUCGAUCAGGACGAGCUGGCGUCCGCUUGCAACAGCUUUAUGGGAUUGCUCGCCUCCAUCCUAAGCCUACCGUCCGCAUCCAGCUGGAUCCAGAUGGAACCGAUGUCGAUGCUGGUGCCCCGACUCUGGCCCUUCCUUAGCCACUGUAGCUCUUCCGUGCGGCGAUCGACGCUGCAAACGCUUAAAACACUCACCACGGCCUCGGACGACGGAACGGCACAGGCCGGAACGAACGGUGGCGGGUCCACCACUCCACCCGCUUCCAACGGAAAAGCGGACGAAACGUCCAAGAGUGCCACCGUGCUCACCGUGCCCGCCGCGGAAGAAGCGAAGCUGGGGCUUAACUUCGGCGUCAAAGAUUGGCCACCCUCCUUGCUGCAGGAAGCGCUUCGCCACAUCUUCCAGCGGGUGCUCGUCGAGCAUGUGGAGGACAUUCAAUCGCUCGCGGAAGAUGUGUGGAACAGUUUGGUUGUGAAUGCGGAACUGUCCGCGCUGCUGCACGCCUCCUGCCCGUACGUAUCCAGCUGGCUUUGUCUCGCGAUGCAACCGGCACGGUUGGCCUUCGAUCCUGGGUCACUCAUUCACGCCAAACCCAUCCAACACCAGACCGGUGGCAAUCGGGAACGAAGGCCCCGGCAAUUCGAUUCGUUCGAUACGGGCACUUCUGGCGGCGGUGGCCAUCUAGCUUCCUGCUCGUCGUCCGGUUCGUUGCAUCAGAAGCUUUUCCUCGGUGGCGCCGAAACCGUACCGCUCGAUGUGCGAGAGAAGAACGUGGUACGGGCGCGUUGCAAAGCCGCCCGGAUGAUUGGUUUACUGUCCCGGUACCUGGUGUUGCCGGCCCCGGGCGUUACCUACACCCCGGAAACGGAGAGUCCCAUCGAUUGCUAUACCAAAGUGCUGAUCGGCUACCUGCAAUCCCGGUCGGCCCUGCAGCGGCUGAUCAGCAGCCUCGUCAUCGCGUACUGGUGCUCGUUCGACAGCACCAUCCAGCCCGGCCCGCCGGUGCUGCAGGAACGAUUGCGCGCCUGCCUAAACGAGUACGUGUACUACGACGAGGUGGGCAUCGUGUUCACGCGCCUGCUGCAAGAGUGCCGCGACUAUAUGGCCACCCUGAAGCAGCACAAGGUACAGCUGGCCGAGUACGAGCAGCAGAAGGUGCUGACGCUCGAUCAAAUCUACCAAAUAGCGACCGCCAUCGGCUGGUCCGCCGACGAGAUGCGCACCAAAUACAGUCUCAAAACGAAGGUGGCCGACCUGCUGGAGGACCGCCGACGCAGCCUGCUUACGUCACACUCGGCGACCGCCCUGGAGCAGACGACGCUUCACAUCAGCACCCAGUCGUCGGUGUCGGGAGCCGUCGUCAGUUUGCGCUGUCUGCCGGAGCGCCUGAAUCCGGUCGUUAAACCGUUGAUGGAGUCGAUCAAGCGGGAAGAGUGUGAACUGCUGCAACGGCUGUCGGCCAAAUAUUUAAGCGAUCUGCUCGAUCAGGUCACGUCACGCACGCCGUGCCCGAACAGCAAAAUCGUCACCAACCUUUGCACGCUGCUUAAAAGCGAUCCCGAAUUUACGCCCCGUGUGCUGUGCCCGGACCAGGAGCUUGUGCACUUCGAUUCGACGACAGCGGAUGAUUCGAACCCGUACCACGGCAUACUGACUCUCACCAAGCAGCAUCAACGCUGUAAGGACCAUGCCGGUGGCGCGUCGAGCGGAGCCGGACCCAGUGGAGUGUCGCCCCGGGGGCCGGGUAGACCGGCCGCCGCCAGCACCACCAUUGCGGCAGCCCUCGAUCUGUCCGCGUCGUCGGCUUCCACGAACAGCAGCACCAAUGCCGCACUGGACGAGCUGUUGGGCCCGUCCGAGAGUGAGGAAACGCAACGGAAGCAUGCACGCACGCAGCGUCUCGGUGCGACGGCCGCCAUUACGACGAUUUGUGCCCAGUUCGGAUCCCAGCUGCCCGACAAGCUGCCCAUCCUGUGGCAGCUGCUGCUCGAUAAAAUUCAAUCCCGCGUCGACGAACCGUACAUCGAUCGGCUAUCGCUGGAUGUGAUUGCGCAGGACGAGACGAACGAUUUUAUGACCUCGCUUCAACUGUUGGAAGUGUCUGCCCCGUUUUUGCACGUGUCCCUCCACAAACAGCUGUUCGAGCUGCUGCCCAAGCUCUGCCUUUUGCUACGCCAUCCGCUCAAAGGCGUGCGGCGCAUGGUCGGGCGCUGUUUGGCUACGCUGGCCGCAGUGGACGCCGCGACCGUGAUGACGCUGGUCAUUAACGAUGUCGUACCGCUGCUGUCCUGCAUCGAGAGUGUAAUCAAACGGCAGGGUGCAGCGGAAGCCAUCACCUGCAUCGUCAACCGGCUGCAGUUCGAGAUUGUGCCGUACGUGGUGCUGCUGGUCGUGCCGCUGCUCGGCCGAAUGAGCGAUCCGGAUCAAUCGGUGCGGCUCGUUUCGACGCACUGCUUUGCGACGCUCAUCCAGCUGAUGCCGCUCGAUGGGCUUGCGGCGGACAGCGGCGGUACGCGCCACCUGUCCGACGAUCUUCGGCAGCGCAAAAUGAAGGAUCGCCGGUUUCUGGAGUAUCUGUUCUCGCCGAAAAGCAUCCCCGACUUUCAGAUCCCGGUGAAGAUCAAUGCGGAGCUGCGCAGCUAUCAGCAGUCGGGCGUGAACUGGCUGUGGUUCCUGAACCGCUACAAACUGCACGGCAUCCUGUGCGACGACAUGGGGCUGGGCAAAACGCUGCAGGCGAUCUGCAUCCUUGCGGCGGACCAUCACCAGCGCAGCCAGGAGCCCGGUUGCGCUCAGCUGCCGAGCAUCGUCAUCUGUCCCCCGACGCUGACCGGGCACUGGGUGUACGAGGUGGAGAAGUUCCUGCCGAGCCGGUUCCUGCGCCCGCUGCACUACGUCGGGCUGCCGGGCAAUCGGGAGCAGCUGCGCCAGAAGCUGGGCACGUACAACCUGAUCGUGGCGUCGUACGAUAUCGUGCGCAAGGAUAUAGAGUUUUUCGGCUCGGUGCAGUGGAACUACUGCAUUCUCGACGAGGGCCACAUCAUCAAGAACGGGCGCACGAAAAGCUCGAAGGCGAUUAAGCAGCUGGUAGCGAACCAUCGGCUCAUUCUGUCCGGUACGCCCAUACAGAACAAUGUGCUGGAACUGUGGUCGCUGUUCGAUUUCCUAAUGCCGGGCUUUCUCGGUACCGAAAAGCAGUUCAGCACCCGCUUUAGCCGCCCGAUACUGGCGAGCCGAGAUCCGAAGAGUUCGCCGAAGGAGCAGGAGGCGGGUGCGCUUGCGAUGGAAGCGCUGCACCGGCAGGUACUGCCGUUCCUGUUGCGCCGUGUCAAGGAGGACGUGUUGACUGAUCUGCCGCCAAAGAUAACGCAGGAUUUGCUGUGCGAGUUAAGCCCGCUGCAGGAGCGGCUGUACGAGGACUUUAGCCGGAUGCACAUGCACUCGUCGGACAUUCGCGAGUGUUUGGAAAACAUCGACGGACAGAUGGCGGGCCCGGCCAACAAGAAGACGCACGUGUUCCAGGCCUUAAGGUACCUGCAAAACGUGUGCAACCAUCCGAAGCUGGUGCUUUCUCCAUCCCAUCCCGAGUAUCAGAUGAUUGUGGGCGAGUUCACGCGCAACGGCUCAUCCAUGGAUGAUAUUGAGCAUUCGGCGAAGCUUCCCGUCCUAAAACAACUCCUGCUCGACUGUGGCAUCGGUAGCAAUGAGGACGUUUCGGUGAAUCAACACCGGGCGCUCAUAUUUUGCCAACUGAAGGCGAUGCUCGACAUCGUCGAAAAUGAUCUCCUGAAGAAGCAUCUGCCGGCGGUGUCGUACUUGCGGUUGGAUGGCAGUGUACCGCCCAGCACCAGGCAUCACAUCGUAACGAAAUUUAACGGUGACCCCAGCAUCGAUGUGCUGCUGUUAACGACACAGGUCGGUGGGCUUGGUUUAAAUCUGACCGGUGCCGAUACGGUCAUCUUCGUCGAGCACGACUGGAACCCGAUGAAGGACCUGCAGGCGAUGGACCGUGCGCACCGGAUCGGUCAAAAGAAGGUGGUGAACGUGUACCGGCUGAUAACGCGCAAAUCGCUCGAGGAGAAAAUUAUGGGCCUGCAGAAGUUUAAGCUGCUCACCGCUAAUACGGUGGUGAGCGAUGAGAACGCGUCGAUGGAUACGAUGGGUACGGAGCAGCUGCUCGAUCUGUUCACGCUGGCGGAUGACGCUGGUGGAAAGCCGAAGCAGCAGCAGCAACAGCAGCAGCGUGCACCUCCACCACCCGGUGGUUCAGACCGUCGUCUACGGUCAGCGACGAAUAAUAGUAGCAGCAGCAGCACUGCCACCACAACCGAGCUGGAAGCGAAUGGUAAUAGUAGCGGGGCUGCGAUUAAGACAGUUCUCGAGAGUUUGCCGGAGCUGUGGGACGACAGUCAGUACCAUGAGGAGUACGAUCUGUCCCAGUUCCUCGAGGGGCUUAAGAAAAUCCGCCAACAAUAGCUCUAACACACACACACGUACACACGUACACACUGCUCCGUCGGCGGGGGCAGUGUGCUGGACUUUCUCAUACCUAAGCGCCAAAUCGAGUGCGCGCAUAAUCGCUGUGUGUAUCUGGUCAUAGUAACGUUGAUGUAAGAUGUCUUAUCCUUAUCGGCCGGUCUCAACCACUGUGCGUUUUGUUAAGUGAAAUGGUUUUAUCUCUCCGUUCUAUCGCGCUAAAGCUAUCUCUCUGUCUAGCAACAUGGUUUUCCCCACUUUCUUUCGUUUCUUUAUUUUUAAAGUUCCCUCCAUUUUUGUAGAUUUUUCUGAGCUGCAGGAAGCGGUCCGGAAGCUACAUUUUACAAUCUAUCCUUAGUCCUAAAGCUAACACUGUACAACCACACACUAGUUGCCACUGCAUGUCGUGUAUAUUUGUAAGUUUCCCCGCGCAAAUGGGAAGAACUGGAAGUUGUGUAUUUAAACGCCUAGAAUAAAGGAGUGAGUUUCGUGAGUAA